AACCGAUGGACGUCUACACUAAACUCUGAGGAUUUCAGCUUGAUUAACUAGUUCAUUAGUUGAGUUACUGUAGGGUGACUGAUGAAGAAGAUGAGGAUGAAGAUGCUGUGGCCGUUUGCAGUGAUUUUCUCCUCACUGGUUUGUGUGGAGGCUCAGCAGAGAGGUCUGUUUCCCGCUAUCCUGAACCUGGCCAGCAAUGCUGAAAUCACCACGAACGCCACCUGUGGCGACCCACUUCCCGAGAUGUUCUGUAAACUGGUGGAACACGUUCCUGGAAGACGAAUCCGUAACCCUCAGUGUCGGAUCUGUGAUGCAAACAGCCAGAAUCCCAAAGAGCAACAUCCCAUUACUAGUGCCAUCGACGGCACCAACCAGUGGUGGCAGAGCCCGAGCAUCAAGAACGGCCGUCAGUUCCACUGGGUCACCAUCACUCUGGACUUACGACAGGUAGGACUCGCUGUCGAACACGCUGCCAUCGACGGCACCAACCAGUGGUGGCAGAGCCCGAGCAUCAAGAACGGCCGUCAGUUCCACUGGGUCACCAUCACUCUGGACUUACGACAGAUCCACACGUCUCUCAUAAACGGCCGACCCAGCGCAGAUGAUCUGACCCCAGAGCUGCUGGAGUUCACAUCCGCUCGCUUCAUCCGGCUGCGUCUGCAGAGGAUCCGAACGCUCAACGCCGACCUCAUGACCCUCAGCUACCGCGACCCCAAAGACGUGGACCCCAUCGUCACCCGGCGGUAUUAUUACUCCAUCAAGGACAUCUCGGUGGGCGGGAUGUGUAUCUGUUAUGGCCACGCCCAGAGCUGCCCCUGGGACCCUGUUACCAAGAAGCUGCAGUGUGUGUGUGAGCACAACACUUGUGGCGAGAGCUGUAAUGAGUGUUGCCCUGGAUACCAUCAGGAGCCGUGGCAACCUGGAACGCUUUCCGAUGGAAACACAUGCGAGAAAUGUAACUGUCACAAUAAGGCUGAGGACUGUUACUACAAUCAGACGGUGGCAGAUCUGCGGCUGAGCGUGAACACACUCGGUCAGUUUGUGGGAGGAGGAGUGUGUGUGAACUGCUCCCAGAACACAGCGGGAGUGAACUGCCAAACCUGUGCGGACGGAUACUACAGACCACACCAGGUGGAGCACAGAGACGGCGUUCUCCUCCGACCUCUUCAGAGCUCCAGCAUCUUCACGUCUCCCGUCUCAGACGACAACCUCAUCGUCUCUAACCUCUCUGCGUCCGCAGGAGUCCGGUCCGAGUGGUCGUGGGCUGCGCCGGAGUCUUUCCUCAACAACAAGCUGACGUCAUAUGGAAGUUUCCUGAACUACAGCGUUGCUUAUGACACGUCUGAGGAAAACGUGGACCGCACGCUUCAAGCUCAUUUCAGCGUAAUUAUUGAGGGAAACGGGCGGAUGCUGCGUGAGGCUCGGUCCGCUCGUCUGCUGCUGAACGCUCACACCGAGCAGCACGUCUCGCUCCUGAUGCUGCCGCACACGCUCAGAGACGCUCGCAGCAGGAGCCACGUUCAGAGAGACGAGCUGAUGACGGUGCUGGCGGACGUCGCUGCGCUCAGGGUUCGAGUUCAGCUGGAGGACAGCGCUGAGGGAACGCUCAGGUUGAGUUCGGUGUCUUUAGGUGUUGGAGACACAAACUCGGGUCUCUCUAAAGUCCCUCUGGAUGUGGAGCAGUGCGAGUGUCCCUGGGGUUAUUCUGGCACUUCCUGUGAGUACUGUGUUCCCGGGUUUUAUCGGGUCGGUGGGAUUCUGUUCGGAGGAAACUGUCUUCAGUGCGAGUGUAACGAUCACGCCGCGGAGUGCGACAUCAACGGAGAGUGUCUGUACUGUGUUCCCGGGUUUUAUCGGGUCGGUGGGAUUCUGUUCGGAGGAAACUGUCUUCAGUGCGAGUGUAACGAUCACGCAGCGGAGUGCGACAUCAACGGAGAUUUUAGCCCCACAUGCGUGCUGCAGCGUGCCGGUGAGUUCAGGUGUGAUCAGUGCCAGCUGGGAUACGCAGGAGCCAAGUGUGAGAGGUGUGCUGACGGUUACUAUGGCGACCCCGCGGAGCCGGGCCGGCGGUGUUUGGCGUGUGAGUGUAACGGUAACGUGGAUCCGGCUGAAGCGGGUCACUGCGACGGACGCAGCGGAGAGUGUCUGAAGUGUUUGGGUCACACGGCGGGGAGACACUGCGAGCGCUGCGCCGACGGCUUCUACGGAGACGCCGUGACCCUCAAAAACUGCCAGGCCUGUGGUUGCCAUGGUGACGGCUCUCUGUCCACCGUGUGUCACGUGAUCACGGGUCAGUGUGAGUGUAAGGCUCACGUGAUCGGACAAACCUGUGGCCGCUGUCAGGCAGGUUAUUACGGCAUCAGCAGCGGCGAUGGCUGCAGACUGUGUGAAUGUAACCAAUCAGGCGCUCUGUCUGCGUCAUGUGACGAGGAGGGGCGGUGCCAGUGCAUCACCGGGGUGACGGGUGAGAAAUGUGAUCGCUGUGAGCGCGGAUACUACAGCUUCACCGAGAGCGGAUGCACACCGUGUGACUGCGCACACACACACGGGAACUGUAACGCAGACACGGGCGAGUGCAUCUGUCCUCCGCACACACUCGGCCUGAAGUGUGAGGAGUGUGAGGAAGGUCACUGGGGUCACGACGGCGUCUCCGGCUGUACGGUGUGUAACUGCAGUGCCGAGGGCUCGAGUUCGUCUCAGUGUGAGCUGCAGUCGGGUCAGUGUCGCUGCAGGCCACACUUCUCCGGUCUCAAGUGCGACCGCUGUGCUUUGGGCUACAAAAACUUCCCAGAAUGCACCGCCUGCAACUGCAACCCCAGCGGCACGCGAGAGGAGUUCUGCGACCCGGCGCUGGGAGUGUGUGGAUGCGAGGAUCACGGCCGCUGCUCCUGCAAGGAGAAUGUUGGCGGUGGCGGCUGUGACGAGUGUAAGAGCGGGACGCUCGGUCUGACGGCGCAGAAUCCGUCCGGCUGCAGUCCGUGCUUCUGUUUCGGUGUGUCCAGCUACUGUGAGGAGCUCGGCGGUUUGAUCCGAGUGCCGAUCACGCUGGGCUCUGCUCCGGCUCUGCUGCGUGUCGUGUCUCAGAGUGACCUGCAGGGGACGCUGGAGGGCGUUUCUUACAGCGAUCAAGAGAUGCUGCUGGACGCGUCUCACCUCCACAGUCUGUCUGUCCUCACCGGCCCGUAUUACUGGAGACUCCCGCAGAAAUACCACGGUAACAAGGUACAAACCCCACAGAAAUACCACGGUAACAAGGUACAAACACCACAGAAAUACCACAGUAAACCCUGCAGAAAUACCACGAAAUACCCAGGGGAUUAUGGGAAGGUUCAGGACUCCGUCAGAGACUGCUCGCUGUGCACCUGUCCUCUUCAGGGUCAGAGUUUCAGCUCGACGUGUGUGUUAGAGGGCGCCGGUGAUUUCCGCUGCGAUCGCUGUGAGGAGGGAUACGAGGGCCGUUACUGUGAGAGGUGUUCGGUGGGUUACUAUGGUAACCCGUCUGAGCCAGGUGGGCGGUGCCAGGUGUGUCAGUGCAGGGGGGCGUGGUCAGUGCACACCAUCUGUGACGGACGCACCGGGAGCUGCGAGUGUAAGCCCGGGGCCAGAGGUCAUCUGUGUGACCAGUGCGAGGAGAGACACGUGCUGGUCAGCGAGCAGUGUGUGUCGUGUGAUGACGAGUGCACCGGAGCGCUGCUGGACGAUCUGGACGCUUUAGACGGGUCCAUCGGCUCUCUGAACCUGUCGGGGGUCAUUCUCGCUCCCUACAGCCAGCUGAUGACCCUCGAGAACCAGACCAGAGAGGUCAAGAGUUUGAUGUCGUGGGAGCAGAGCUCAGAUUAUCAGCUGACCGCAGGAGAGGAACAUGUGAGCAACCUGACCAAUCACAUCACUGACCUUCAGCAGCAGGUACGACUCAUGUCCGUCAUCACUGAAUAUCACGACAUCCAGACCAACCUACAGACGCUCACAAUCUCCAGGAACAAUGUCAGCAGUCUGAAACAGGAAGUAGAAACGCAGGUACAGGAAGCUCAAGACCUGCUGAGCGAUGCCCUCAAUAUCGCUGAAGACAUGAGGAACGGCACGGCUACUCUGGAUGAGACGAGGAAUGAUCUGGAAGGAUGGAGUCCGUCUCUCAGGAAGCACGUGGACGCUUUAGUGAUGGAUAUGACCAAAAGAGACGCCCUACAGCUGGUGUACAGAACGUCUGAGUCCGAGCACUCGCUGACUGAGCAAGGGAAGACAGCGCUUCAGAAGAGCUCAGAGAUUCUGGACACCAGCGGAUCCCUGAAGAACCACACAGAAGGGCUGGUGUUUAGCGUCCGUGAAGUGACCAGCAGGUUGAGUCUGGUUAGAGCGAGUGUUCAGAACGUCACACAGCUGCUCCCAGAAGCCCUGAACAUCCUGAGAAACCUUCCUAAUGGCAGCAGAGCUGAAGUCCUCGAGGCGAAGCAGCAGCAGGAAGCAGCGAAUGCAUCUUUACAGGAAGCUCUGGAGCGUCUGGAGGAUUAUCGUGUGAAGCUGCAAGAGUCGUCUUCUGCGGUGGGCUCGGCUAAUAACAGCAUCAGGAGCACUAACCAGCUAGUCAGAGACUCAGAGGAGACCGCCAGCGCAGCCAGAUCCAGACUGAGCGAGGCUCACCUGAAGACCGAGCGUCUGUUCGACCGUCUGAAGCCCCUGCAGACGCUGGGAGAGAACCUGAGCAGAAACCUGUCGCAGAUCAAAGAGCUGAUCCAUCAGGCUCGCAAGCAGGCGGCGUCGAUUAAAGUGGCUGUUUCUGCGGAUAAGGAUUGUGUGCGAGCGUACAGACCAGAGGUGAGCUCCAGUAACUUCAACACACUCACGCUGACCAUGAAGACCAGCGAACCGGACAGCCUGCUCUUCUACAUGGGCAGCAGCAGCGCCAGCGAGGAUUUUAUGGCUUUGGAAAUGCAUCAUGGGAAGGUGUCCUUCCUGUGGGACACUGGCUCUGGACUCACCAGACUAGAGUAUCCCAGUGUUCAGAUCAACAAUGACAAGUGGCACAGGAUCAAUGCGACGCGGUUUGGGAGACACGGGACCCUCACUGUCCAGCAGACGGACUCUGAGCCGCUGCCCGCAGUGAAGACCACAGCGUCUGGGUCCUCCACCGUCAUGGACGUCAACAAAUCCACCUGGGUGUUCGUCGGGGGCCUCGGCGCUCAGGUGAAGAAACCCCCAGCGGUGAAAAUGACCCACUUCAGAGGCUGCAUUGGUGAAGCUUCGCUCAACGAGAACAACAUCGGCUUGUGGAACUACGCUGAGAGACAGGGAGAGUGUGGCGGCUGCUUCAUGAGUCCACGCACUGAAGACACGUCGUUCCACUUCGACGGCAGCGGUUUCUCUGUGCUGGAGAAGUCCCUGCGCUCCAUGUCCACCAGCGUGGUCAUGUUCUUCAAGACUCUCUCUCCUAACGGCCUGCUGCUGUAUCUGGCCUCCAACGGCACCAGGGACUUUCUGUCCAUCGAGCUGGUGGAAGGGAAGGUUCACCUGACCUUUGAACUGGGCUCCGGAGCGCUGACCUUGACCUCCAACAGAACAUACAACACAGGCACCUGGUACAGAAUCGCCCUGCAGAGGAACAAGCGCCGAGGUCAUUUGUCGGUCAUGGCUGCUGAUAAACCCUCAGAGCGAGAGGUCAUGGAGGCGGAGUCACCGGGUUCGUCCUCUGACCUCAAUCGCUCUGACCUCGACCCCAUCUACAUCGGCGGAUUACCGGCCUCUCGACCAAUCAGGAGGCAGGUUGUGGCUCGCUCUUUCGUCGGCUGUAUGAAGAAUGUGGAAAUCGCUCGCACAAACUUCGACCUGCUCAGAGAGUCGUAUGGCGUGAAGAAAGGCUGCGUCCUCAAGCCCAUCCGCAGCGUGUCGGUGUUCGGAGGAGGUUUUCUGCAGAUGCCCGCCAUCCUCUUGGCUCCUCACACGGAGAUCAUGAGCAGCUUCUCCAGCAGACGAGAGCGCGGCGUGAUCCUGGCGGGAUUCAGCAGCAGCACGGGACGCUCGCGCCGACACACACAGCAGCCGUUCCUGGUCGUGAUGCUGUUGUCCGGAUCGCUGGAGGUUCAUGUGGGCGGGGCCGAGGGCGGGGCCAUGCACAGAGCAGUCGUCAAAUCACAGAACGGCUCCUUCAGUGACGGACAGGAGCAUUCGCUCAUACUGCAGAGGAACAAAAGGUCCAUCGCAGUGUUUGUGGACGAGCAGAACCAGGCGACGGUGAAGCUGGGCUCGUCUGCAGAUAAAGCUCUGGCUCUGGAGCGGCUCUUCAUCGGAGGCGUUCCUCCGGGAGAGACGGGAUCCAGCGACUCCUUCUACGGCUGCAUCAGGAACACGGCGGUGGACGGCAUGCUGCUGGAUCUGUCUGCUGCUCUGCGCUAUGAGGACGUGGACAUGGACAGCUGUUUACUAGAGGAGAGACCCAAACGUGUGGUUCUACCUGAUGAGCUGGAGGCAGAGCCGACCUCUGACCCCGCCACACGACCCCUGUCACCCCCGGUGGAGCUGAGCGCGCUCACACCUGGCAGCAGCAGCUGUGCAGCGGCGGAUCUCACAGAAACCCUCCCAGAAUCCCUGCAGUUCGGACUGUCCCGACACAGUCACGUGAUCAUGGGCUUCAAGAACAAGACCGUCAGAACCAGUUUUGCGGUGAAGCUGUCGGUUCGGACGUUCGCUCGCAGCGGCGUUCUCUUCUACAUGGCCAAUGCAAACCAGCAGGAUUACGCCGUUCUGCAGGUGCAGGGGGGGCGUGUGCUGCUGUCAUGUGACCUGGGGAAAGGCCCCGCCCACGCCUCGCUGGCCACGCCCAUCAACAACGGCCUCUGGCACACCGUGAAGGCCGAGUUCAGUAAGAAGAUGGUGAUGGUCAGUGUGGACGGGACCGAAUCGGACCGCAAACACACUAAAGGACACACGCUAGACGUGGAGGGGAAGUUGUACCUCGGCGGACUUCCUGCCACAUACACCGCCAGGAGAAUCGGAAACGUGACACACAGUCUGGCGGCGUGUCUGCGGGACGUGAUGUUCAGCGGCGUCCAGAUGAAGCUCAGCGCUGCGCUGUCGUCUCACGCCGCGGGCUCCUGCUUCAGACGCGCUCAGAGCGGCAGCUUCUUCAGCGGCAGCGGAUACGCCGCUUUCAUGAAAGAGGGCUAUAACGUGGGCUCGGACGUCUCCGUGAGUCUGGACUUCCGCUCCACGGCGCCGGAUGGGGUUCUGUUGGGAAUCAGCAGCACUAAAGUGGACGCCAUCGGCCUGGAGCUCGUCAACGGACAGGUGGUGUUUAAUGUGAAUAACGGCGCGGGCUGGAUCACGGCGAGCAGCAGGAGCGCUGUGUCCAUGUGUGACGGCCGCUGGCGCACCCUGGUGGCCAAGAAGCAGAAGCACAGCUUGAGUCUGACCGUAGACGGUGUGACGGUGACCGCAGAGAACCCGUACUCAUCCUCCACCUCAGCCGAGACCAAAAACCCCAUCUAUGUGGGCGGAUACCCAGCGGACGUGAAGCAGAACUGUCUGAGCUCCAGAGAGCCGUUCCGCGGCUGCAUGAGGAACCUGCGCGUCUUUAAGGGUCACGUCACCGAUGAGCUGGACUUCAGCGCCGCCUUCGCUCACCCACACGUCUUCCCUCACUCCUGCCCGGAUAACGCUGCGUAAACACCUCCGGUUCAUGCAAACACAGCUCAAUCCUUUUGUACUGAGGAUGGUUUUAAUAGUUCUGCAGAUGGUUUGUGAAUUUUGACUCAUAACAGGUUUAGAUUUGAUACUUGUUCAGGGUUUCUGCGGGUCUUAAUUCACCCUUUCACAGAUGAAGGCCUUAAAAAGGUGUUAAAUCAGAGCAGAGAGUCUUAAAUUCAUUAAGUCGUGGCAUUAAGUGUUGCAUGCACUGGA
Sinocyclocheilus anshuiensis is the source of this 7890-nucleotide messenger RNA. RefSeq names its product laminin subunit alpha-1-like. Gene Ontology annotation, biological process: blood vessel morphogenesis; animal organ morphogenesis; cell adhesion. The transcript has 54 exons. Gene Ontology annotation, molecular function: extracellular matrix structural constituent. Bases 82 to 7656 code for a protein of 2524 amino acids. The record is from RefSeq and is a predicted model, not a curated record. Gene Ontology annotation, cellular component: basement membrane. Lineage: Eukaryota; Metazoa; Chordata; Actinopteri; Cypriniformes; Cyprinidae.